Molecule: messenger RNA, 1539 nt
Organism: Diabrotica virgifera virgifera (western corn rootworm)
Lineage: Eukaryota; Metazoa; Arthropoda; Insecta; Coleoptera; Chrysomelidae
Exons: 5
Coding region: 80-1495 (471 amino acids)
Source: RefSeq, a predicted model, not a curated record
UACCACGAAACACUUGAUUUAAAUGAUAUGAAUAAUUAUACCUGACACGUAAACGUAAUAUCAUUUAUGUACGUCAAAAAUGACAGAAUAUGAAGAUUUAGCUGAGGUGGAAAUAAGAGAUUUACUCAUAUCUACUUUGUUUGUAAAUCAAGAUUUAAAAUCAAAAGUAAAAUGUAAAGUGCAGCGAAGAUAUUCAGGACUUUUUACACCAUUAAACAGUAUACAUAAUUCCGUCACUUCUAUUAGUCAUUUUGAUGAACAGAACCCUUCUAAAACUGAUUUUCCAGAUGGAACUAGAAUCACAAGAAGAAUGAGUGCGUGCUACAAUUGUGAUGGUAACAAAUGGACUGAAAAUAAAGUCGAAGAAACUGAAAAAGAAGAUUUAGCAUUAGCAACGAGAAAAGAUAAAAGUAAGAUCCCAGACUCUAAGCGAUAUCUCAGAAGGAAGUCGUGUUCCGACGUUAAUAAAACAUCUGAAGAAGAUCACAGUUCAACAAAAGAUGCUAAAAUUAGGAAAGUGAAGAACAUCAAAAAAGCGGUUUGUAAAUUUCCACUGGAUACAGAACACAACGAGGACAAAGAAAAUAAUGAAAAAAUAAAAACCGUUAAAAUAAAUAAAAGAUAUUCUCUUUCAGACACAGAAAUCACAGGUUUAAAAACCGAAUCUAUUAAGAGGACUACAAGACAAAGGAAAUCAAUGAACAAUAUACUGAUACAGGUUCCAGAACAUAACAAAAACGAAGAAAAUAAUGAAAAAAUAAAGACGGUUGAAAUAAGUAAAAGAUAUUCUCUUUCAGACACAGAAAUAGCUGAUUUAAAAACUGAAUCCACUAAGAGGGCUAAAAGACAAAGGAAAUCAAUGAACAAUAUGCCGGUACAAUAUACGGAGAAUAAUACAGAGCAUAAUCAAUUAAGUAAAGCAGAAAAUGAUAUCUUGAAACAGAACAAUGAAAUAUUUCAAAUUUUCAAAAAAAGUCCAACAUUGUCUGAAAAUACAAACAUGAAUGUAGAAGACAGUCUAGAAAUAUGGAGAAAUAACUAUACUAUAAAUAAAUCAGAACUUUUGAACCAAAACCAAUAUGAUGAGCCAAUGAGUAUUAAAAAUUAUCCAUCAAAUGAACAGAAACCUAAUGAGUUAUCUUUAGAGCAUUUAGAAAUUGACGUAACCGAUUAUACAAUGGAAUGUCAUAAUGAAGACAUAGAACAAUAUAAAAUAAACAAUACGAGUGUACAGGAAAGUAAUUAUUCCGAAGAUAUAGAAAUUUUGAAACAUUACACUGACAAGACUAUCAAACCAUUUAAUAAGCUAGAAACAAUAUUUGAAAAUUCUAAAGGUGAAACUGUAAUGAGUAAACGGAAAUUGAAAAGAUAUAUAAAUUUUGAAGAUAUGUUCACAGCGAAGAGGCAAUCAAAGAGAAAAACUAAAGUCCGAAAAAUGAAUCCAUCAUUUAAUUUGGAACUAUUAGAUUUAGAUUAUUUACAAUCGUUGUAUUGAAUGGCUAUUUAUAUUAAUUUAAAAUAAAACGUUAAUAAAUUGGU